Messenger RNA from Didymosphaeria variabile, 1986 nucleotides. RefSeq lists its product as uncharacterized. The record is from RefSeq and is a predicted model, not a curated record. The coding region runs from base 1 to 1986 and encodes 661 amino acids. Gene Ontology annotation, cellular component: membrane; endomembrane system. The transcript is spliced from 3 exons. Lineage: Eukaryota; Fungi; Ascomycota; Dothideomycetes; Pleosporales; Didymosphaeriaceae.
AUGCCUGAGCAACGCCGCCAGGAAGAGCAACAAGGCUCUGGAGGGAUUGUGAAGACGCUGGUCCAGAGUGUGGGCAUCUUUCUUCUCAUCCAGUUUGCGACGAAGCAGUUCUUUGGCCAGACACCUGCCACCGGCGCCGCAGACCCCGCGACGAGCGGUGCUGUCGUCCCCAACACGAAAGUCUCCAUCCCAGCCUUUGAGAACCGCCCGAGUCAAUUCAACGAUGGCGCGAUCCGCAGCGUCAUCCCGCAGAAUGUCGCGCCCAUGUGGCCUGUGGGAACAGAGGUUGACAUCAACCUGUACAUUUCGCCGUCCAUCGCCAUGCCGCCGUUCAAGCAGCUGCCCCAGGACACGUUGUUGAUCGAUGAGAAGGGCUUCAAGUUCGGUGACUACAAGGAGAACAGGGUGAUUGAGACUGAGUUCAAGGUGCCCGCCGAGGUCCAGCGCAAUGCCACCCUCUUCGCGCACUUCUAUGUCGCUCAGACCGGCAGCCCCCUCGACCCUACAAGUCCGGCAUAUGACAAGACGAAAGCCUACCAUACGAUUCGGCCGUUGACACAGUUCCAGCCCAAGAAGACCACCCGCAAGACGAGGAACUUGCUGUCCGACAUGCCGGAUACUUCGGUGAGCGAGGAGGAGAAGAACGCGCCCAAGGUUGUUGCGAGUUAUUACCACUCCAACUUUACGAUCAGCAUGAUUCCAGAUACCGGUGUAAUCAACUAUCCCACGAUGCACGCAGGUGUGAGGGAGUUCGUCCAGCUUGAUCAGACGGGCUCGAGGGAUGCUACCGGCCAGAAUGGGUGGUACUACCCCGUAGUGUUUACGAACACAUUUUGGCAGCUGAAGAAGGAUAUGAUCGAAUUGAACGACACGGUUAAAACAUUACCUUUGAACGUCAAGCUGAACAAUCUCGCCAACUGGAAAUUCAACAUCUACGCCUCCAUGGAAGCAAACAUCCGUGCCAACCAAGCUGCGGCUGCGAACGGUCAGCCUGUUGCUGGCGGAGGAGACGGAUCGGAGAUGGAGAUGUUCAAGGAGAUUCUCAUCGACAGCAACUCCUAUCUGCUCGCCAUUACCGCCGUAGUGUCAGUCUUUCACAUGAUCUUCGAAAUGCUCGCCUUCAAGAACGACGUCCAGCACUGGCGCAAGAAGAAAGACAACAUCGGCACGUCCGUCCGCACCAUCCUCGCAAAUGUCUUCAUGCAGUCCAUCAUCUUCCUAUACCUCAUCGACAACAACGAAAACACCUCCUGGAUGAUCCUCUUCGGCCAAGGCAUGGGCAUCGCUAUCGAAGCCUGGAAGAUCACCAAGACUGUCAACGUGCGCGUGCGCCCCACACCCGAAGGUUCCCUCCUUCCCUACAGCAUCGUCUUCGAAGACAAACACGUCCUCUCCGAGACAGAGAAGAAGACCGAAGAGUACGACGAAAUCGCCUUCAAGUACCUCACCUGGGUCGCCAUCCCUCUCCUCGCCGCCUACGCCGUCUACUCCCUCAUCUACGACACGCACAAAUCAUGGUACUCCUUCAUCAUCACGACGCUCGUCGGCUCCGUCUACGCCUACGGCUUUCUCAUGAUGGUACCCUCCCUAUACAUCAACUACCGCCUCAAAUCCGUCGCCCAUAUGCCUGGCCGCGCCAUGACGUACAAGUUCCUCAACACCUUCAUCGACGACCUUUUCGCUUUCACGAUCAAGAUGCCUACCCUGCACCGUCUCGCGACGCUGCGUGAUGAUGUCAUUUUCUUCGUGUAUCUCUACCAGACGUGGGUUUAUAAGGUGGAUCACUCGCGUGUGAAUGAGUUUGGGCAGGGAGGCGAUGACGAGGAGGAGGAGGAGAAGAAGGCGAAUCAGCCGCUUAAGGCGCCGGCGGGUGGGGAUCGGGAGUUGAAGGUGCCGGAUGAGGAGAAGGUUAAGAAGGUGGAGGCGGAGAAGGCGGAGAAGGCGACGGGGAGCCAGAAGAAGGGCGAGGGGAGGAAGAGGAAGUAG